Messenger RNA from Falco peregrinus (peregrine falcon), 4014 nucleotides. It is a transcript of the gene EDARADD, whose product is annotated as EDAR associated via death domain. The record is from RefSeq and is a predicted model, not a curated record. The transcript is spliced from 6 exons. Gene Ontology annotation, molecular function: protein binding. Bases 696 to 1262 code for a protein of 188 amino acids. Gene Ontology annotation, biological process: signal transduction. NCBI's taxonomy places the organism in Eukaryota, Metazoa, Chordata, Aves, Falconiformes, Falconidae.
CCGAGGCCGCGCUGGCCUUGCGCUACGUGCGUGCGGUAGGGCAGCGCCCAGGGGCCCGGGCCGCCCCGCCCCGCCGCUGGGCAGGGGGGGCCGCCGCCGCCGCUAAGUUGACUUGUCCGGUGCUGGCCGGCGCCCCCUGCAGCUCCCGGCCCGGCCUGGCGGGGAGGGCCUGGCGGCUGCCUGCCGGAGGGGAACUGUACCGAGCGCUGUAAGGCGGCUUUUGUAUGUCUAUGGAGACGGGCACGCCUGGCGCUGGGUGUUUUAUAUGGGGUGUUAUACAGGAAUAUAGGAAACACGGCUUUGCCCUAGCUGAUGCCCUUACUGUUCCCUUCGAGAGCAAGGUGGAAAGUUAGUAGCUAUAGUCUCUCCAGCAACUGGCUUUUUUUUUUUUAUUAUUAUUAUUAUCACUCAUAUUUUUAGUUGUACACACACCGGUUUUGUUUGUUUUUGGGUUUUUUUUCCUUAUUUCAGUGGAGGUGCAGACCACCGUAGCAUAAUGGGAAGGAGGCACUUUCAGAUGCGGUUACACGUUACGCUAAAAUCCUGAAAUCCUGAGUUUUGUGGCAAGAGGCACUCCUCCCUCGUCUCCCUCCUCCAGGCUCCCCACCCCAUGUGCCUGAGCUCGCAGUCCUGAAGCAGAUCAUGCAGCAAAAGAGCCGGUGGAGGAUACAGAUCCAAGCACUCUUUCCUUGACGAUGACUGAAAAAUAUCCUGUCCAAGACACGGGAGUACCUAAAGUCUUUGUCUUAGAUGAGGAGUACCUAGCAGAUCAAGUUACGUUGGAAAUUGCAUCUGUGAACAUCAAGACCCUUACGUCAGAUUCUGGCCUAAUCCAACAGCCAGAAGACAAAGACACACAAAACCACAGUGACGAAUCACUCUCCGAUCUCAAGAAAACCUGCAAGGAAAAUGGCACCUGCUCCUUGUGCUUAUUCCGCGCACCGACCAUCAGUGACAUGCUCAAUGAUGAGGACUUGUUGUACACAGUGAGGCUAAAGCUGGAUCCCUGCCACCCAACAGUGAAAAACUGGAGAAAUUUAGCAAGCAAGUGGGGGAUGACUUAUGAUGAAUUGUGUUUCCUUGAGCAGAAGCCCCAAAGCCCCACCUUGGAGUUCUUGCUACGGAAUAGUGACCGGACUGUGGAGCAGCUAAUUGAUCUCUGUAAAUUUUAUAAAAGAAUUGAUGUUGUGAAAGUGCUGCUGAAAUGGGUGGAGGAGGAAUGGCCCAAGAGAGGGAACAGAACUUACCAGAAUGACUUCUAGGUCAAAGAAAGUUUGUUAGUCCGUAUGUUUUUAAUGCUGGGACUAGCUGCCAUUAGUACAUGGGAAGUUUUCCUUGCAAGAAAGAGCGAGCUUGUACUGAUGGUUUAUAUCCUGUGUAAGCUUUAAGCGCUGUAUACACGUACAUAUAUGUUCUGUGCCCUCAGGGUUGCAAAGAUAACCUUCCAAAACUAGAUGGAAUCAUGCAGGUUGUGUUCUUGGGUCUACAGAUGCCUUCAGUUUCUUUGCUGCUGUUUGUAGGCUUCCUAAGCAGAAGAGGAAUGAAAAAAAACCAAAACCAGACCACUGGUUUUACUGCAGCAGCUGUGAACCAUGUCAAUUGCGUGCUGUUGCUGCUGUGAAAGCCACAAUUAGAAGGCAAGUCUCUUGGCCUUUCCGGCAGCCCUUCCACAAAUUAAUGUGUUCUACGUAGUAGAUGAUGAUGAGUUUUUAUUUUUCUUCCUUUUUUAAAUUUUUUUAAACGUUUUAUGACACUGUUUUUGGUGCAGGAACACAUGAGUGUUCCAAGCAGCGGUUUGGAUUUGCAUGUUGCAAUUAAUUCAAUGUUUCAACAUCACAUUCAGACAAAGUAAGCUUUAAAUCUCUUUUGUAAACAAGAAUAGGUGUGAAACAAAGCAAUUCAUUACAUACUACUACAUCGUAGGGCAUAUACGUGCUAUAGAAGAAAUCUUGCAAUUUGGAGAGAUGUGCCAGCCCAUAACCACUAGGGACCAAAAAAAAUCCCCUGAAAAUGCUUUAUGUUUAAAAUAACUUUUGAAAGUUUUGAAGACAAUAUGUACUCUGAGUGCAAUUAUCUGUUCAUGUCAGAUGCCUCUUGCUUUGCAGUGUGAGGUGACAGCUAAUGCCUCCCCCAGGGUGUCUCCUUAGGAUGGAGCGUAUCUUCCCUUUUCACAGACUGCGGUUUUCUUUACAGUCCUGUGGGCUGACCUACUUUCUGUCCCACACCAACGCAGCUGCACACUUGUGUGAAGCUAGCACAAGUUUAUGUGUUGGUUAAAGCCACUUUAAUGGGAAAUUAACAGGUGAAUUCAUCUACAGUCCAGGUGGAUGGUUAUUAAAGCACUUACGGUGGUUUAGACUGACUUUUCUCAAAGAACUUUGAUACUCUGAAUUAUGCUCUUUACAUUUUAAGUAUUUUAGGAAUUGGUCUUUUUCCUGCCAUUCUUCUGUGUUCUCAUUUUUUUUUUAAAAAAAAAACCUCCUGAAAAAUCAGUUAUAUGCUAUAUUAAGUACUUUUAUAGCUAUAACGCCACAUGCAAAUACGUUGUAUCUUAAAAAUACUUCUAGUUGUUACCCUUGCUAAAAGCAUCUCGGACAAUACUAAUAUGUACAUAGGUGUAUAUACCAAAGCACUGGUGAACAGUAUGUCAAGAUGUGGGGCAAAACUAGAAUGGGGUACAGGUUUACUUUUCUCCAGUAGAAAUAACUAAGUAGCAAAGCGGAGGGAAAUCUAAUGCUGUAUACUGAGUUUCUAACUGUAAGAGAAUGAAAAGGGACCUCUAGUAAUACUAUACUAAAGAUACUGAGUGAUACGGUUACAGAGGAGCUAGGAGUGAAGACUAACAUUUUCAAUGUCGGGAACUAGUUCUGGGGUGACAUUAAAUUAGCUUUAUUUUGGUGACUUCGAGAAGCUGAAGAUCUAGUUUCAAGGUGAAAAGGCUGACCUAAAUUUGAGGUUUGAAUUAAUUUUUUUUAGAAAGCUUGUGGAAGGCUGGAGUUUGUAAUAACUUUUUUUUUUUUGUAGGCAUUCCUCAGGAAAGCUGCUACUUUUUGGAACAGUAAGGUUUCUAGCCAUAUUUCAUAAAGAUGAAAUUGUACUGCUGUAUCUCGUUGGGGAUGCGGUUUAAAUGUUUCGUGUUUCUCUUCUGGGAAUGGGGUUUUCCGAUAGGUGUUGGCCAGCUCUGACUUUUGCAAAUCAUCUUUUAUCUUUAGUUAGGAGUUCUAGAAUCAGCUUUGAGGACUGCUGCUGUGGCUGGGCUGUCUGUUCUUUUCGGUUCCUACGGAGGCAUCCACCACAUAUGUGGGAACAGUCCAUAAUGCAGCUUGCCCAGCAUAAUCCCCCAUGCCUUGGGUCUCCUAUAUAUAUGCGUGACUUAGGAUCACGUGCUUGUGUGCCACGUUGUUCUUCUGAAUGAUGAGUGCUGGCAUGUAUGCCAGCAGCUUUUCUCUCCCAUAAAGUCCCGCGGCUAUAUGUGUGUGAUAUUGUAGUAUGCUGUCCUUUGGUAGGUGCAGUCCCAGCAAGGAGCUGGCACCCUCACCUAAGACUCACAAGGGGAAUAUGAAAUGAUGCAGCAGCAUUCCUGAAUCGAGAUGUUCAACUGAAAUCUACCCCUUUUUUUUCCUGUUUUCUGGCUAAAACUUGUAAAAUUUUGAAGAAACACUGUUGUCUUGUGGAAAUGAAUUCUAAUCCCUUGAAACUCUUGAAACCGCCACGUCAGCUGCAAGGAUUCAUGUCUGAUGGAAAUAAAGCUGCUUCUGGGAGGUCAUAGGUGGAUUCUGUAUAAAUUUUCAGCACUGAGAGUUGAAAAUGUUAGCUUUAAACUUCAUCAUACACUGGAUUACUCAUUAGUAUACUUGAAAUACUUUCCCUCUUUGUAUAGCAUGAAUUGAGAUGUACACACUUUUUUAGUUUUGUAUCUGUUUACAAGAUAAUGGGUCUGAGUCUUCAGUUUAUUCUUAUAUCUUGUUAUAAUGUAUACUAUUUUUAGAAGAAAUAUAGAUUGUCAAUUUUUGA